AUGAAUCUCCUUGAAUCGGACGAGAUUCUGAAGGGCAACGAUAAGAUUACAUCGUUUGUGCUUGUCAACCCGGAUCGGGUCGACGACGACGAUGUCGACAUCUUUGUAGUCAAAUCACCCGGCCCACCCCCAUUCACACGCUACAAUGAGACCAAAGCAUCCUCCCUGGAGGAACCAGCAGAAACAUCUCAAGAUGCAAACUCUGGAUCUAAACCGAGCGCAACCAUCCGCAGCAUGACCCAACUCUGUGACACCUGCUACAACGCCCUGAACUAUUUUGGCUAUCACGCGGAUCUUCAUAAAACCAAAGGCGAAGAAGCGAUGGAGGGCCUUCCCGCGGCAUGUUUGCUGCACAAUGGCGCAAAGACCCUUCAAGACGGGGAAGAUGGCCGCUGCCAUCUCUGCGUCUUCCUCAUGGCUAACCUGCGGGUCAAACGGCUGGCGAUGGAGUCGAUUGACGAAUCCAAUAUCGAGAUGUGUUGGCAGUCUGGCCCAGCCCCUAAACGACUGCACUUUGCACUGACCCACCGGGGACACCCAAGAGCUGCAAAAAACUACUGGAACAUCUUGAAGCUUCAAAUCUGGCCUUUCUCCGAGUUCGACAAGGCACUGUUUGGCAUGACCGAGGGGAAGGGCAUGGAACGACACCCGACUACGGAAUCGGAGCAAACCCGUGAUAAUGCGCUAGAGUGGCUGAAACGAUGCCAGACAAACGAAGAUGGCAAGCACAACCAAUGCAACAACACGGCUUCUAGAGAUUGGUUGCCAACCAGACUUCUGGAUGUGAAGUCAGCAAUUGAGACGUCAAUGGUGAAGUUGGUGACGCCUUUGGACACCCCACGAGAUUUCGAGCAAGAACGAGAGUACAUCACACUCAGUCAUUGCUGGGGGAAAUGGGGGGCCAGUCAGUUACCUGUCUUGACAACAGGAAAUAUUGCAGAGAGACUUCGGGAAGGUGUUUCGAUAUCGCUACUGCCCAAGACAUUUGCAGAUGCUAUCAAGGCGGCAAGCUGGUUCAAAGUCCGAUGGCUCUGGAUCGAUUCGCUGUGCAUUCUCCAGGACAGCAAAGAAGACUGGCAACGAGAGUCCAUCAUGAUGUACGACGUCUACAAGAAUGCACUGCUCAACAUCUCGGCAGACGAUUCCCCUGACGGUCGUUUUGGCUGCUUUAGGAACAGAGAUCCACUGGCUGUUUUGCCCAUGAACAUUUCCUUCAAUGGGCAAGAAAGCUGGAAAUGCUGGUUGACUCCGGACACACAUGCUGUUUUUGACAGUAUUACCAAGUCCUCCCUGGCGAAAAGAGGGUGGGUCUUUCAGGAGCGCCAGCUGUCUCGCAGAGUGUUACACUUCACCUCUCACGAGCUCAUGUGGGAGUGUUGCGCGGAAGCCCCCUAUUUCGCGAGCGAAACUUUCCCAGGAGGAACACCGUUCAAGUCGGUGUUUAACGGGAACCCCAAGUUCCAGACCAGGACCAAGCUGAACGUGGCGCCAGACACCUCACCCGAGUUGCAUAAAGCCUGGAACACGAUAUACAAGGAAUAUUCUGGCAAGAUCUUCAGUCACGUCCAGGACAGACUCGUGGCCUUGUCGGGCCUUGCGCAGGAAUUUGAAGUCGCUCUGCCAGAUGACACGUACCUGGCUGGGAUAUGGCGCUCCACACUUCCGCAGUCACUACUGUGGCAGUCCUCUGGGGAUUCAAGUCCUGUGGGGUCGACGGGAAGCUACCUCGCGCCGACUUGGUCCUGGCUAUCAAUCUCUGGGCCCGUCUCUCCGUCCGCUCUCGAUUAUAGCGGAGGCACAUACUCCCUAGUCGACAUUGUGGACGCGACAACCACACCGGUCUUUCCGGCAAAGCCCACCGCCUCUCUCAAGGAUGCCUCCAUCACAAUGCGCUGCUUCAUGCGUCCUGUCGAGGUUCGCCCGGAUUACGAGAAGAAACCCUGGUACAUGCUUGCUAUGGGAGGUGGAAAAACCCAUAAGCUGUCAAUCAAGGAGGAGGAUGGCACGGAAGCCUUUUGUGUCAGCAAUUUCCAUUCCGACGCCUUUGACUUUUCGUUCGACAUCGAGUGGGACCAGGACAUGGAGAAUGGACCGGAUGUAGUGGCGGGGUAUUUUGUGCCAUUGAUUAUGAGGAAACCUACCGAGUACGAAUCGCUGUGCAUUCGUGGCCUCCUGGUUGAGCCUGUCGGUGACGGACCGAAGGCUACAUACAAGCGUAUCGGUCUCUUGACCGUGUAUGGGUCUCACUGCCAGAGGGUCAAAUACAUGGCGACGCACAGCGACAAAGACGAAGCCGAGCAGAAAUGGGAUCACCUGUUGAAGUGCCUUCGGGCAACCCACGAAAGCUCCGAGAAGCUGAAGGACGAUAAAGAAGAGGACUCUUCAGAAUGCGAAUCAUCUGCGGAAAAGGAAGAUUCUGAGGAACGAGUCCUUACCGAGAAGCUCGAAAGUUUGAAAGUUGGGGAAAGUGACGAGGAUAGAGCUCAGAUUGAUCUUGGUUCAAUUGAUACAACGGAAAGGCUGUAUGCUCUUGAUGGCGUGGUGGACAGCGAGCUGCAGAGCAUGUUUGAGAAGUUGUCUUUGAAGGAGAUCAAGCUGAUCUAG
Molecule: messenger RNA, 2604 nt
Organism: Podospora anserina S mat+
Lineage: Eukaryota; Fungi; Ascomycota; Sordariomycetes; Sordariales; Podosporaceae
Exons: 2
Coding region: 1-2604 (867 amino acids)
Source: RefSeq, a predicted model, not a curated record